CUCCCCGGGAGCUGCUGCUGAAAGCUGAACCGGGAACCAGGAAAUGCACAAGCCUCUUUCAGUGGAAGAAGAGCUGGGCUCCCUAGAAGACAGAGCACCAUGGGAAACCAGCUCUGCUGCGGGGGAAGCUGGAGCUGUACAUCAACUUUACAGAGGAAAGAGAAAAUAGGGAGCCAAGCAAGACGAACACUGAGGUUGCAGCAGCAGCAGCCGCAGCUUGAGCGGUGGCGGCAGCUGAAUGACACGGAGGACACAAUGGGACACAUGUACGAGCAGGUGUUACAGCAGCCUGCAUCUCAGCAGAGGAGCCGUCAAAGCCUCAGGUCGGAGGACAGCGGCUUGUAUUAUGCAGACAUUCAACUGUACAGCCUUCCCCAGCCACGCUCUGUCCAGGAGGUGAAGCACCUACAGUUAAAAAAUGCUACGGAGUAUGCGACCCUUCGCUUCCCCCAGGUGACACCUCGCUAUGACAGCAAGAACGGGACCCUUGUGUGAACCCUGAUGGGGAGGCACUACCUGUCGGCAUCAUUUCAUCACUACGGCUCUGGGGGACUGGCUGGCAGCCUAAGAACAGUGGGCACGUUUUAGGCUUAAAGAACUCCAGAGCCCCCGGAAUUGCAAACUCCCAGUCCUGCGCUCUGCCUCGGCCUAUCUCUUAGUUGUCACCAUUAGCAAAUAGCUAAUAGCACCAUUAGCUUGAGUUACCUGGGGGUGGAUGGAGUUGUACAGGAUGAGGGUGCUAGGUUGAGUGUGCAAGAAGAUAGGUUGACCCCUAUCUUUGCUCCUGCCCUCAGGGAAAGUGCUGAAAGAACAGGUUCCCCUUGAAGCACUUGCACUUGAGCUGACUUUGUUGGAGUUCGUUUGAUGGUAUCUCUCUUACACACCUUCAGCUCCUAAGCUAAAGAAGAGGUGCUCUGGAAAGCAUUCAGGGCUCUUGUACACAGCUCCUAGAUCUGGGUUGGGCAAUUUCCUCAGAGGUUGGGUCAAAAGGGUCCAGACCCUAUACGAACAAGUGAGGGCGGGACUGAAGCAUGGAGCAAGCGUUUUUGGACCAUCGAUUGCAAGAACGUCAAGUCACUGAUGUCGACAGCACUGUGAGGCCCAGAAACUUCCCCUUAAGCUGGACUGUUUUCUCUCACGGGUGCGGAGCCGUUAAGAUCAAUAAAUCGCAU
This is a messenger RNA of Dama dama (fallow deer), 1172 nucleotides long. It is a transcript of the gene C1H11orf52, whose product is annotated as chromosome 1 C11orf52 homolog. The transcript is spliced from 4 exons. The record is from RefSeq and is a predicted model, not a curated record. The coding region runs from base 100 to 495 and encodes 131 amino acids. Gene Ontology annotation, cellular component: extracellular exosome. Lineage: Eukaryota; Metazoa; Chordata; Mammalia; Artiodactyla; Cervidae.